UUGGUUGAUACAGAAGAAUGUUCGGAUCGAUACAGAUACAGCAAAAUCAACGUGGUGUCGCAGCAGACGACAGUUUCAGUAGCGUGAAAAUCAGUGAUGCAACGGAUUGAUGUUAUAAAAGACGCUGCCUUAGUUUGUUUGCUAGAUAUAUACUCCUUACAUGUCACAGAAAUUACAGCAGACGACAUCUGAGCAGACGACAUAUGAAAUAGAACUUAGUACUGAAGAGAAAGAACGCCAGCUGCUAGGAUGUAUUGUCACUAAUUGAAAUAUUAAAGACAGGAUAUUUACAUUAAGAUAUUCGUUUAAGGAUACUGUGGUCAGACAUAUUUUAUUUAAUUUUUGUCAAAAUAAGUUUUUUCUUUUGUUACAUUUUACAUGGAUUUGAAACAGUUGUGAUUCGGCUUCAGCAGGAUUUGGUUAUUGAGAGGAGCUACAGUGCUGACAUUUUAUUUUGGGAAGUUAGUAAUUAGUAUCGGCCUCGAACAGGAAGUGUGAAAUUUAGUUGAGAAAAUACUAAAAUUUGACUGCAUUAGUCGGAAUAGCAUCAAAAUGUGCCUUUAUUAUUAUUUGAUUUUCCUUAUAAAUAUUAUGAUAACCGGAAGUCUUUCCAGAAACCGAGACACUUGGGAACAAAUAAGUGUGCGGUAUGGCUUUUGGCACAAUCUUCCAAAAUACGACAGAGCUGCCUUCGAUGACGGAUAUUUCCGAUUCAACGAUGUGUGCAAAACGGACUAUUUUCAUGGGUUCUUGUUCACAAAGGAAAGCAACACACAAGCAUUACCAAUUUAUGACUUGAAUGGCGAACUUGCAGGCGUACAGACAACGAUUCCCGGAAACAUGCACGGGUACGAUUCCCGCAACAUGAGCAUCGACCUUCCGCCUGUAGAGAUCAUGCCGCCCGUGCUGAAGGGUCACAGGGACAAACAUGGAAUCCUAUAUUAUACAGUAACCGCAUAUUUCAAGCACCCGUCGCUAUUGUGUAGUCCGUUGCUUCCAAAAGGUGUGCGUCCUGGGCGUGGCCUGUAUAUUCAAAUGGGAAAUAACCCCGAACAUCAUCACCAACAUAUACCUUUGCAGAGCAAACAUCUUACUCCGCUGUGGAAGAAGGGCCAUUGCGCACCGCUGAUGGGAACGCAUUACUUCAUGGGCCUUACACCGUCCUUGCCGUGUGAGAAGCUAUACCCGCUGUUCCUCAUGUAUGAUAUAGAAGGUAACCUCGGUGCCUUUGGCUGGGUGUUCCAGGGAAGGCCAAACAAUUUCUACGUCGAGGACAGUUUUGGCUGGUUCGGCCUUACUCCUAAUACAUAUCCGUUUUUAUUCAAUAAUAGCAUGCUGCCUUCGUGUAUGUUUCACAAGUCAUUCCAAGUGUUUGGACUGCGUAUAUACCUACAAGACAAGCAAAAGUUACUCUGCAAGCGCGUAGAUGACCUUAAGACAGAAAGCGAUCAACUUUCGUCAUUACAAGCUAAUCAAGGGCAGGGAACUGUAAUAUCAGUGAAUAGUGUAGACGAAACGGAAGAAAUCAAUGAACAAGAAAAGACAUUUAAAAAGCCAAGUAUUAAAAACUCAAAUUCUGCAGCUGCUCCCUCCGUAGUUUACACACAAAUGCUGCUUUCUUUAUUAGCAAGUCUUGCUUAUUAUUCUGGACAGUGGAGAUAGCGCUCGGUUCUUUUAAAAUAUGCAAAAACCCACUAACCCCACUGGGUUAAAUUCAUAGCAAUAAACUUGAGCUUGCCCCGCGGAAGUCACUUUAACAGUCACGAAAGUCACUUUAAAUAUGCAAGUUCUAAGUCGGCGGUGACACUUGAAUUGUUCGAGUUGUUGACCAAUGGAAAUCGCAGAGACAUUGUUCCGUGGUGUUCAUUUAAGUAACCGGUGGAUAGUCAAUGAAAUAUCAUGAAAAAAAGGAUAUGCGAGUAAUACAUAAAGCACAAUGUUAAGCUAUUCUAUAUAUGUCUAUCAUCCACGUUCUGUGCACGUAUAGUCAGUGUUCACAUGCAAGAAGGAAUUUGAAUAGCUCGAAAGGGAUUUGAACACCACACAAUGUCACCGUGAGUUAGUCAUGCAAGAUGAGAGAAAAGUCUGAUGGUACACUCCACGUGGUAUUCCCACCUUACUUACCCUCGCUUAUUAAUUGUUAAGCUUUGCUUUUUCGCCAUAUUUGAUAAGGCACUAUGUAUAUAAACACAGUAUUAGAUCCUACGUUGUAUGUUUAAGAUGGAGUUGAGGGGAAAAAUACAACAUAAAUAAUAUAAUUAAUGUAGUGAUAACAUUGACCUUGACCUUGCUAUCGAAUUUAAUGUCAAAACAUUCAGAAGAAUAAAGAAAAUUUACAUUACGAAGGAUUAAAAUUUAACAAAUACACCAACUCGUCAGAGAUCAUAGAAUAUGAAAAGAAGGCUAAAACACCAUUCAAACAACUGCCAAGUUUGAAAGUGAGAGUUUAAAGAAAGCUAGUAUAAAGACGAAUUUAUCUAAAACAUCACUGAGCAGAUCAUUGUUUAUCUAUAGAACGAGAAACUCGUUCCCUCAUCAGAAAACUCAGGAUGAAUCACGCUUAUUUCUGCUAACAUUUACAGAAUUAUGAAUCCGUCCAAAUCAUCUCGGUAUCAAUACGCAACGGAGCAAAUUGUACCAAUUCAAUCUGGCAGUGCUCGUAUUAUCUAAUAGAAUGUAUCGGGGGAAAACAUAUUCUGCAUUAAGAAGAAAAUACAACACACACUACUAGAUUAAUGAAACAAUUGCUUGUUCUCCCAAUACGGAUGCAGUUUCUGAAUGGACAAAAAACGAAACGAUUUAAAAUAAAAACGGGGUCAUCCAACGCCAGAACUGUCAGCUGUAGAUUGUUUAGUGCUCAGAACUGCUGUAGACAUUGCAAUGGUUAAUGUUAAAUGGUGACUCAUUGCAACGCUCUGUAUCCGAGUAGAGUAGAUAUAAGCAAACUGAAAACGCUUGGCGCGUUUCCUUGCAAUUAUUGGCUUGACUUGACAUAACUAGUUAGAAGGAAAUUGAAGUGAGGUAUAUUACAUUGUCCAUACGUUCAUGGUCAAUUACAGCCAGACCAAUCUGUAUACUGUAUAUGGCAGUCUGUUGUACCGAUAUAUCAAUCGAAAAAAUGUCUUAUUCUUCGGAAAAUCAAGAUACGGCAUUUUGUUUGGACUGCAAUUUGGCUUUGAUUGUAAGAUGAAGACAGAAAAUAAGGUUGUCAGGAUGAAACAUCAUUGCGUUUAUGGGAAAGGAAGAUGAUGAAAACAUCAAGAUUAUAUGUGUUUCUUUCUUUACAAAAUCUUGAAAAAUCAUUUGAGAAGAAGGCGAAAUAAUCUAGAACAUGUAGGCAACUUCCAGUGUAUUAUUGCACAAAGUGAUCAAAUGGUUCAGCAGUCGCAGACAUAUUUUUCAAAGAAAAAAAUGGAAGUCCUAAUAACUGCUGGCAACAGAACCUAUGAGUAGCUGAGAAAAAGUCUGGACCAAAGGCGUUAUGACCACAGGCUUGCAGUGUGUUAUGACGGAGGGCGGUUCUGUGUAGAAUAUUCUUUUAACCAAUUUAAUAGAUUGAAUGAAGCAGAACAUUUGAUGACAUUAGAGAAAAUAGUUCAGACAGUAUGAGUAAUAUUGAACAUUAAAGUAUAUUGAACCACUUGCAAAAUGUCUAAUACAGCAGAUGGAGAUGUCGAUAAGUGAGAAGAUAUAGGAAAAUGUUUGUGUUGAUGCAAAAUUGUAUUAGAGUGUUGAAAUCGUGAUAAAAGAUUCAUACUAGAUGAAGUGCAGCGUUAUUAAUAUAAAUAUGAUUAAAUAUAUUUGUAUACAAAGUGAAUAUGGUUUUGCUUGCUCAUUAAAAGACAAGAAUAUUAAUGACAUUGUAAUAUAACGUUAGACAAAUUGAAUUUUCAAAUUAUUUUAAUUACCUUAUUUUUGUAUCUGUUCGUUUUCUUUUGUUGCAAUAUGCUGCAUGGAAAUGGUUAAUGAUAUCACAAAUUUGUUUUAUGACAUUUAAUAAAGAUGUGCCUUUUGUGAGCGCUGGAAAUCUUUCAAUAUCUAAAUUGACACGCGGCAAAAAUUAUCGACAUCAUGUUACCAUAGCAACAAGGUUAAUUGUCUUUAAUAAAAAAAUAUUUUGAUAUUGGUAAUUUGUCUAGAGGCUCUUUAUAGAAGAUAUAAUUAGUACGCCCAGAGUGAUGUUCAUUUUAAUAAGGCUCACAAUAGAACACUGACUUUCGAGCGAGAUAGAAUAUGGUUGCUAUAGCAACUGUCUGUUUAUCCUUUCAUUUCAAUACGUAUUUCAAGAAAGUAAUAACUUACGCGUAUAUCUAUAUAGAUUUCUGUUUCGCUUCCAUCAAAGUAAAUGUCAGUGGUCAAUUAUGCAAAGCUUUUAAAGAUACGCGAUAAAUCUAAGAGAAAAAAGCAUGACGUACGGUUUAUUUGAUGAAAGCAUUCCAGAUAAAAUGUCAUUUCAUCUCAUUUACUAAUUGAACCAAAAUUAUUAGAAAUGAGUUUUACGGUAAUUUAUCGAAUAUUAGAAACGUUUAUUUUUAGCUAGAAUAAAUACAUGGUUUGUGGUAUAACCUAAAGCCGUGUGUGUAUACAGCGUAAAAUCGAAAUAGAUAAGCUAUAAUACCGAACGCUAGAGUAAAAUCAUUUUGUUAUGUCAUAUGUUAUAAUAUUUUUAUUGAAUUAUAUCAUUAUGAUGACGUCAUUGGCAUACUUUUUGUCAUUUCAUUAAUUUUGUGUUUUAAGUUCGAUAAAAAUAAUGCUAUUAUUCUGUAUUAAUUAAACUUUUGUACAAACCGC
Molecule: messenger RNA, 4791 nt
Organism: Mercenaria mercenaria
Lineage: Eukaryota; Metazoa; Mollusca; Bivalvia; Venerida; Veneridae
Exons: 9
Coding region: 553-1662 (369 amino acids)
Source: RefSeq, a predicted model, not a curated record